Messenger RNA from Puma concolor (puma), 3105 nucleotides. Lineage: Eukaryota; Metazoa; Chordata; Mammalia; Carnivora; Felidae. The record is from RefSeq and is a predicted model, not a curated record.
AUGGUGUCAAAAAGAAGUAUACCUUCAAGGCACCAUUCUCUCAGCACCUAUGAGGUCCUGUUUGCAGCUCUCUUUGCCUUACUGGUGGCACUCUGUGCUGGAUUAUUUGCAGUGUCCUGGCUGGCAAUCGAGGGAUCAGAAAGAGAUGCAGUGUUUGGAAAAAGUCACAAAGCCAGAGGGACAUUGAAAAUAACAGCUGGAGCCAUGUAUAAUCCUAAUUUGCAAGACAAACUCUCAGCGGAUUUCAAAAUUCUUGCUUUUGACCUUCAGCAAAUGAUAGAUGAUGUCUUUCAAUCAAGUAAUCUGAAAAAUGAAUAUAAAAACUCAAGAAUUUUAAGAUUUGAAAAUGGCAGCAUUAUAGUUAUAUUUGACCUUUUCUUUGCCCAGUGGGUGUCAGAUGAAAAUGUAAAAGAAGAACUGAUUCAAGGCAUUGAAGCAAAUAAAUCCAGCCAACUGGUCACUUUCCAUAUUGAUUUAAACAGCAUUGAUAUCACAGCAUCUUUGGAGAAUUUCUCUACAGUAAUUCCUGCCACAACUUCAGGUAAGCUAACAACCGGCUGUCCUCUGGCAACUCCAGGAAAUGUCUCAAUAGAAUGCCUGCCUGGUUCUAGUCCUUGUGCUGAUGCUCUAAAGUGCAUAGCAAAUGAUUUAUUUUGUGAUGGAGAAAUUAACUGUCCAGAUGGCUCUGAUGAAGACAAUGACACUUGUGCCACAGUUUGUGAUGGCAGGUUUUUGUUGACUGGAACUUCUGGGUCCUUCCAGGCUGUUCAUUACCCAAAGCCUUCUAAAUCAAGUGUUGUUUGCCAGUGGAUUAUACGUGUAAAUCAAGGACUCUCCAUUAAACUGAGCUUCGAUGACUUUAAUACAUAUUAUACAGAUGUAUUAAAUAUUUAUGAAGGUGUGGGUACAAACAAGAUUUUAAGAGCUUCUCUCUGGGAAACCAAUCCUGGCACAAUUAGGGUCUUUUCCAAUCAGGUUACUGCCACCUUCCUUAUAGAAUCUGAUGAAAAUGAUUAUAUUGGAUUUACUGUGACAUAUACUGCAUUUAAUAGCACAGAGCUUAAUAAUUAUGAGAAAAUUAACUGUGAUUUUGAAGAUGGCUUUUGUUUCUGGGUCCAGGAUCUAAAUGAUGAUAACGAAUGGGAAAGGAUUCAGGGAAACACAUUUCCUCCUUUUACUGGACCAAAUUUCGACCAUACUUUUGGCAAUUGUUCAGGAUUUUACAUUUCCACCCCAACUGGACCAGGAGGGAGACGAGAAAGAGUAGGGCUCUUAAGUCUCCCUUUAGACCCCACUUUGGAACCAGUCUGCCUCAGUUUCUGGUAUUACAUGUAUGGUGAAAAUGUCUAUAAAUUAAGCAUUAAUAUCAGCAGUAACCAAAACAUGGAGAAGACAGUUUUCCAAAAGGAAGGAAAUUAUGGAGAAAAUUGGAAUUAUGGACAAGUAACAUUAAAUGAAACAGUGGAAUUUAAGGUUGCUUUUAAUGCUUUUAAAAACCAGUUCCUGAGUGAUAUAGCUUUGGAUGACAUUAGCCUAACAUAUGGGAUUUGCAAUGUGAGUCUUUAUCCAGAACCAACUUUGGUCCCAACUCCUCCACCAGAACUUCCUACGGACUGUGGAGGACCUUUUGAACUGUGGGAGCCAAAUACAACAUUCACUUCCAUGAACUUUCCAAACAGCUACCCUAAUAAGGCUUUUUGUAUUUGGAAUUUAAAUGCACAAAAGGGAAAGAAUAUACAACUUCAUUUUCAAGAAUUUGACUUAGAAAAUAUUGCAGACGUAGUGGAAAUCAGAGAUGGUAGAGGAGAUGAUUCUUUGCUCUUAGCUGUGUACACAGGGCCUGGUCCAGUAAAGGAUGUGUUCUCAACCACCAGUAGAAUGACUGUGCUUUUCAUCACUGACGAUCUGUUGGCAAAAGGGGGAUUUAAAGCAAACUUCACUACUGGCUACUACCUGGGGAUUCCAGAGCCCUGCAAGGAAGACCAUUUUCAGUGUAAGAAUGGAGAAUGUAUUCCACUGGUGAAUCUCUGUGACGGUCAUCUGCACUGUAAGGAUGGCUCAGAUGAAGCACAUUGCGUGCGUCUUUUCAAUGGCACCAGGAACAACAAUGGUUUGGUGCAGUUCAGAAUCCUGAGCACAUGGCAUGAAGCUUGUGCUGACAACUGGACCACACAGAUUUCAAAUGAUGUCUGUCAGUUGCUGGGAUUAGGGAGUGGAAACUCAUCGAUGCCAAUCUUCUCUACUGGAAGUGGACCAUUUGUAAAAUUAAACACAGCCCCUAAUGGCAGCUUAAUACUAACACCAAGUAAACAGUGUUUACAGGAUUCACUGGUUCUGUUACAAUGUAACCAAAAACCAUGUGGGAAAAAACUAGUGACUCCACGAGUCAGCCCAAAGAUUGUUGGAGGAAAUAAUGCCAAAGAAGGAGCCUGGCCCUGGGUCGUCGCCCUUUAUUACAACGGCCAACUGCUCUGUGGUGCAUCUCUCGUCAGCGAUGACUGGCUGGUGUCGGCCGCCCACUGUGUGUAUGGGAGAAAUGUAGAGCCAUCUAAGUGGAAAGCAAUCCUAGGACUGCAGAUGACAUCGAAUCUGACUUCUCCUCACAUAGUAACUCGGUUGAUAGAUCAAAUUGUCAUAAACCCACAUUACAAUAAACGAAUAAAGGACAGUGACAUCGCCAUGAUGCAUCUGGAUUUUAAAGUGAACUACACAGAUUAUAUACAACCUAUUUGUUUACUGGAAGAAAAUCACGUUUUUCCUCCAGGAAGAAUUUGUUCCAUUGCUGGCUGGGGGAGGCUUAUACAUCAAGGUCCUACUGCAAACAUAUUACAAGAAGCUAAUGUUCCUCUUCUAUCAAACGAGAAAUGCCAGCAACAGAUGCCAGAAUAUAACAUUACAGAAAAUAUGGUAUGUGCAGGCUACGAAGAAGGAGGAAUAGAUUCUUGUCAGGGGGAUUCAGGAGGACCAUUGAUGUGCCAAGAAAACAACAGGUGGUUCCUGGCUGGUGUGACGUCAUUUGGAUACCAAUGCGCACGGCCUAAUCGUCCAGGGGUCUAUGCCCUGGCCCCGAGGUUCACAGAAUGGAUACAAAGUUUUCUGCAGUAG